Pteropus alecto (black flying fox) is the source of this 3180-nucleotide messenger RNA. RefSeq names its product gap junction protein gamma 1 (gene GJC1). The coding region runs from base 663 to 1853 and encodes 396 amino acids. NCBI's taxonomy places the organism in Eukaryota, Metazoa, Chordata, Mammalia, Chiroptera, Pteropodidae. Gene Ontology annotation, biological process: cell communication. The record is from RefSeq and is a predicted model, not a curated record. Gene Ontology annotation, cellular component: connexin complex. The transcript is spliced from 6 exons.
CUGCCGGAAAUGCAAAGGGUUCAGAGGAAAUGGCCUAUUAGGGUAUUAGGGUCUUGCUAAUCAGGAAAGUCCAGGACUUCAAAUGUAUCUAGAAAUACCACGAAAAGUCACCAAAGGAGCCAGAAUGGUUAGGCGACGGAAGGCUCGUAGGAUCCUCGAGUAAUUAAAUUGCAGAGCAGAACUUAGACGCAUCAGCAUCCCGGUUACACCUGACCAAGGCCUUUUGCCCGUGCGCACAGAGACCCACCCAGGAUACCCAGAAGAAUCCUUGAUAUGGAGGAGAGAAAAUGAAGUGGCGUGAUUAGAACAGGAUGUAUGAAUUUUGUCAUAUUUUCACAUGUCAAGUAUAAACACUUAAUAGAACUCACUUGUAAUGGAGAAUGGUGCCAGAGUUUGUCUACUUCAGAUAUUCACAAAUGACUCAUCUUCCUGUCACAUUUUCUUAGACUACAAUGACUUAAUCUUUGGGUCACUGUUAAUGUAGUUUUCCUACCACAUCUUGGGAGGAGAAAACAGUGAUAUUCAAACUCAAGCCUGUUUCCAUCUCAUGCUGAUUGAAACCUGAGAGGGAAUCUGGAAAAGUUGUAAGCAGAACAUCAUUUCUCUAAGAAAAUUUUGGGUAACAGAAGUUCUGGAUAACAGGGCAAACCAAUUCAGUCACCAUGAGUUGGAGCUUCCUGACUCGCCUGCUGGAGGAGAUCCACAACCAUUCCACGUUUGUGGGGAAGAUCUGGCUCACUGUCUUGAUUGUCUUCCGGAUCGUCCUUACAGCUGUAGGGGGAGAGUCCAUCUAUUACGACGAGCAAAGCAAAUUUGUGUGCAACACAGAGCAGCCAGGCUGCGAAAAUGUCUGCUAUGAUGCCUUUGCACCCCUCUCCCAUGUGCGCUUCUGGGUGUUCCAGAUCAUCCUGGUGGCAGCCCCCUCGGUGAUGUACCUGGGCUACGCCAUUCAUAAGAUCGCCAAAAUGGAGCAUGGCGAAGCUGACAAGAAGGCAGCUCGGAGCAAACCCUACGCAAUGCGUUGGAAACAGCACCGGGCUCUGGAAGAAACAGAAGAGGACCAUGAAGAGGACCCCAUGAUGUAUCCAGAAAUGGAAUUAGAGAGUGAAAAAGAAAAUAAAGAGCAGAACCAACCUAAAGCCAAGCAUGAUGGCCGACAGCGGAUUCGGGAGGAUGGUCUCAUGAAAAUCUAUGUGCUGCAGUUGCUGGCAAGGACCAUGUUUGAGGUGGGUUUUCUGAUAGGGCAAUAUUUUCUGUAUGGCUUCCAAGUCCACCCGUCUUACGUGUGCAGCAGAAUUCCUUGCCCUCAUAAGAUAGACUGCUUCAUUUCUAGACCCACUGAAAAGACCAUCUUCCUUCUGAUAAUGUAUGGUGUUACAAGCCUUUGCCUAUUGCUUAACGUUUGGGAGAUGCUUCAUUUAGGGUUUGGGACAAUUCGAGACUCACUAAACAGUAAAAGGAGGGAACUGGAAGAUCCGGGUGUUUAUAAUUAUCCUUUCACUUGGAAUACACCAUCUGCUCCCCCUGGCUAUAACAUUGCCGUCAAACCAGAUCAGAUCCAGUACACCGAACUGUCCAAUGCUAAGAUCGCCUACAAGCAAAACAAGGCCAACAUCGCCCAGGAACAACAGUACGGCAGCCACGAGGAGCACCUCCCAGCUGACCUGGAGAGUCUGCAGCGGGAGAUCAGAAUGGCUCAGGAACGCUUGGAUCUAGCAAUCCAGGCCUAUAAUCACCAAAACAACCCCCAUGGUCCCCGGGGGAAAAAAGCCAAAGUGGGGUCCAAAGCUGGGUCCAACAAAAGCAGUGCGAGUAGCAAAUCAGGGAAUGGGAAGACCUCCGUCUGGAUUUAAUCUUAGCUGGGCUUAAAACUUGUACUUGUCGUAGUUUAUGGGAUGAUUUCAGAUAAGUAAGAAGCUGGAGGAAGAGGAAUCAGUUUUCAGUCUUGCAAAGAAAGUUGACUGUAGGAGGUUGAGAUCGUCUCUCCUUUACUUGAGAAAUCUUCAUAUCUCAUCCAUGUGCCCAGAUUUGUAUCUAGUCUUUGAAAACCUAUUUGUAUUUUCAAAGGAAAUAAGUGAGUCACUGCAGGAUUCCUUUAAAUAUCAAGUGUUGCCAGUGUGUACUUUGAUGAUGUGUAUAUAAUUUAAGUUCUUUGAAAAAGCAGAUACACGAAGGUGUCCCCAGUUCUGUAGCAGUGUGGAGACCCUGGCUAGAAUUGUUAAGAUUCCUCUAUCACGAAGCAAAGCCACGCCUGGAAAAUGAGCCCUAAUAGGAUGUUUAGUUGUGGACCUGUUUGGUUUGCCUUAUAUCUCUAUCCAGAAACCUGCCUCUCUCUAGUUGAAGAAGCCAAUGGAUAUUUUCUUUAUAUGUUAACAUUAGAAAUACAAAAAUUCCCUUGUAGGCUAAGAAUACUCAAAGCUACUUUGUACUACGUAUGGCAGGAGGCCUAAAUCCAAAUUCCUUAUUUUUUAUAAUUUAACCGUGGAACUUUUGUAAUUUACAUACUUCUGCCAAUGUAGGUUUCUGCCUGGAAGACCAGUCGCACCUGGGAUUCUAUCUGUAAAUAGACCUAAAGAGAAUUUCAGUAUUUAUUCCCUAUAAAUAUAUCGGUAGGCGUAUCUGUUUGUCAAUGACAAGCAUUACUAGUCACCUAACACUCAUGAUUUGCAGUAUCGUAUUGCCAUUUUUAACCUUGUAUUAUUGGGGGGCUUUCCUCUCCCAUCACGUUCACAUUGUGUUGUGGUUUAUGAGCUUCUGAAUAAGAGCUUGGUAAAGAGUUAAAGGAAGGGGCCUUUGCUUCGCCAGAGAGCAUUUCAUUGUGGGUGUCUCUUUUCUAACAGGAAGCUGUCACAAGCCACCUUUGAUUUUGAAAUUCCAAAAGCAUAAUUUUUUCGUGUCUUAAUCUUAAAAUGCCAGGUUCCAUUAUUUAGGAGCAUUCUAGAACAGCAAGUAUUGUGCAGUUCUUUUUUUCUUUUUUCUUUGUUGUUCUCCUUCGUAUUUCUUUCCCUCCCCCUACAAACAAAAGAAACUCAGUAGAAAAUUUAAGCUUAUCUUCUAGCCAUAUAUUUACCUUUAUUUUGCUAUUUUAAAAAUCUGUAGAUUUUGGCCUAGAGAACUUCCUCAGGAUCUCUAAAUAUCUUAAGCAAAAAAGUAAGUCUGGGUGAGACUGAGGGGAAAUUU